This is a messenger RNA of Cololabis saira (Pacific saury), 2070 nucleotides long. It is a transcript of the gene tlcd4b, whose product is annotated as TLC domain containing 4b. Lineage: Eukaryota; Metazoa; Chordata; Actinopteri; Beloniformes; Belonidae. Gene Ontology annotation, biological process: lipid homeostasis. The coding region runs from base 144 to 959 and encodes 271 amino acids. The record is from RefSeq and is a predicted model, not a curated record. The transcript is spliced from 7 exons. Gene Ontology annotation, cellular component: membrane; endoplasmic reticulum.
UGAUCCAGCUGCUGCUCUUUCCUCGGGGAUCCUGCGGAUCAAAACUUGUUGGUCUUCGCUGUUCUGUUGCAAUGCGGCUCCUCCGCUGGAGCUGGAGCUGGAGCCGGCUUGGAUUUCCCAGCUGAGACCGGUGGGGGUGAGUGAUGGAGACAAGAGAGUUGGCCGUGGUAGCUGGUAGCUUUGUGACUUUCCAGCUCCUCUUCUCUGUGGCCAGCCCGCGGGUCUCGUCUGCCAUCGCACCGGGUUAUAGACGGCUACCUCUCACCAAGCUGACCGAGUGGAACUCCAGGUUGGUGUCCACUGUGCACGCCUUGAUUGUGGGUUUGUUCUGUUUAUACAUCCUGUGGUUCGAUGACGCCGUCAACGCCAAUCCUGUCUGGGGCGAUCCCAACCUUGUGAAACUGAAUGUAGCCAUAACUUGUGGCUACCUCGUUUACGACCUCGUGCUGCUGGCGUGUAACUGGAGAACUAUGGGGGACGGCUUCUUCGUCUGCCACCACUUGGCGGCGCUGUACGCCUAUGGAUACGUGUUGACUCGUGGCGUGCUUCCCUAUUUUGCCAAUUUCCGUCUUAUUUCAGAGUUGUCGACACCAUUUGUGAACCAAAGGUGGUUCUUUGAGGCAUUAAAAUACCCCCGCUCCGAUCAGCUGGUGGUGCUAAACGGCGUUGCCAUGGCGGCGGUGUUCUUCCUGGUCCGCAUCGCCGUCAUGCCGUCCUACUGGGUCAGCGUGUUCGCCACGUUCGGCACUCCGGAGUUCGAGCGGCUGGGCCUGGCCGCCCAGGUGGCCUGGAUCACCUCCUGCAUCGCCCUGGACAUCCUGAACACUAUCUGGAUGUACAAGAUCGCCCGCGGCUGCUGGAAGGUCAUGACGGGGAAGGGAGGGCGCAAGGCCAAGGACGGAGCGGAGGAGACGUCCUCAUCUUUGGACAAGAAGCACGCUAACAACCACACGGACUGAUGUCAGAAUCCUCGGCUGCAGACGGAAGCAGGGAGGGAGACUGGAUAACCCCGGAGCCUUCCCCGUCCCUCUCGUUGCUACGGCCUCAGCAUCCCCGACCCCCUACCAACCCCCCCCAACCUUCAGGCUUGGAGUCCUCAGGUUGUAACCCCGGCAGGGGGACGAGGAGAGCACUCUCCGCUCACUCAAGCACCAGCGACAGAUUGCUAGACCGCUGGGGGAAAGGGGGGAAGAGGAGGGGGGGUGUAUCUUUCGGUUGCAGGCAACAGUAGUAGAGCUCACAAGCACAGUUUUAACACCAUCUGUUAAUCACCUCUUCAGUCACUACGGCCAUUCCUCGCUCAUCUCAUCUCCCCGUCAACGCCGGACUCUCCAACCAAAGCCCCGCUCCCUCUGAAGUGCCUGUGAAAAACAGGAAAAAGCAAUAACGGUGGAGUAGCAAGGAAGUCUAAAAGAUUAGAGCCCCCCACAAAACCCGCCCCACACUUUCACUCUCUGAGGCUUUUUCUCUCUCUCAUCCACUCUUCACCCGCACCUGAGGAUACGUGGCCUACAACAGCGAGUGACUCUCAGACCCGCACCGUGCUUGUGAACCUAGAGGGCUCUCGUGUUAAACCUCAUCAGACCUCAGAGCUAGAGACAGAGAAACACCAUAAUGCCUCUCCUGCAGUAUUACCUGCUGUGGCCUCCUAAUAACGAGUAGCACCGAUCUAUCUACGUCACCAGCCAUGGAAACAUCUAGAUUACAUGUUUAAAACAUGGAGAGUCCUUGCUCCUGUGCACAACGCAGGAAAAAAACCAACCAACUCUUCAACGGCCUUGGCUUCUCACUGGAUUGUCUUCAUAUUGGCAUUACUGUAUAUUUUUUUAUUUUUCUGUCUUAUUACUCUAAGUCAUCCAGUUCCAACAAUUAUUACAUCCAUCCAGCCUUCUGCUUCAGCUCAAAUGUUUUUGUUCUACCUCUUCCCCUGCCUUACAAAGACUUUGUAAACACCGUCCUCAUGGAUUAAACAGCUGUUUAUGUUCUUUUUUUUUUUUUUUUUUUUUUUUUUUUUUUUUUACGCAAAGGAAUGAUUUAUUUGUUCAAAAUGUUUUUCUGUCACGACAUCGA